Molecule: messenger RNA, 3039 nt
Organism: Trematomus bernacchii (emerald rockcod)
Lineage: Eukaryota; Metazoa; Chordata; Actinopteri; Perciformes; Nototheniidae
Gene: znf740b
Product: zinc finger protein 740b
Exons: 7
Coding region: 207-1016 (269 amino acids)
Biological process (GO): regulation of transcription by RNA polymerase II
Cellular component (GO): nucleus
Molecular function (GO): RNA polymerase II cis-regulatory region sequence-specific DNA binding; DNA-binding transcription factor activity, RNA polymerase II-specific
Source: RefSeq, a predicted model, not a curated record
AAGCUCUUCCGGUGGCGUUUCCUGUCAGUGUUUGUAAACUGAGAAAAAAUUGGAAGUGCGACAAGAAAUAAUAACCUACAAAACUCUAAAAAUCAAAAGGCUUUGGCCCCUGAUGAUUUGGGUGGGUGUGGUCUCUUCUGUUACCCCUCAUCCUAAGUGAAGCCCCCUCUGUUCCCCCCAAACACACACGCAUUCAAACCACGGCGAUGACACACCAUACAAACAACUCUGUUCGAGACCAUAUGAAAUGGGCCGGGUUGCUGGGCUGCGAGGCGGUGCUGUCCAGCAUGGCCCUGAUGCAAGCCAACAACAUCCCAGGCCAGAAGAGGAUGAUGUCACCCUUGGGUCAGGGGCACAGGCCCAGUCCCGAGAGCCACCAACCCCACUCGCAGCAAAUCCACAACCAACACGGACACCAGGUCCACCACCAACAACCUCACCAAAGCCACAUGGGCCACCCCUCAGCCGGGAGCUGUCCACCGCUGUUGAUCCGAAAAGACGGGGACUAUCACUCAUCAAGACUGGCUGAUGGAAAGGACAUGCAGGCAAACCAGAAUAUGCAGCCCAAGAAGAAGCACAAAAAAGCAGGAUCCUCCAGCAAAGUUAAAGUCGAGCAUUUUAUUCCAACAAUGGAAAUGGACGAUGAUGACAGUUCCUUGAAAGUCCAGAAGAAUUUCAUCUGUGACCACUGCUAUGGAGCUUUCCGGAGUAGCUACCACCUCAAGCGACACAUACUGACACAUACAGGAGAGAAGCCAUUUGCUUGUGAUGCGUGUGAUAUGCGGUUCAUUCAGCGUUACCACCUGGACCGACACAAGAGGGUGCACAGCGGGGAGAAGCCGUACCAGUGUGAUCGCUGCAAUCAGAGCUUCUCACGGACAGACAGACUGCUGAGACACCGGCGGCUAUGUACAGUGGGGAUGAGCAAAGAGGAGAGCCAGUACGCACAGGAAGCAUCUGCCCAUACAGCUUCCUGGAGCCCCCUACAGCCUUCCAACAACCGCCUGACUGUCUGACCCCCGCUCCACACAGAGACCCUACAGAUAGCAGCUCAGUAAUGUCGCACAUUGGAGCUCAACAGUACUGUAACGAGAAAACAGCCUAGCUUAUACACAACCAAACUUUACUUUGCCCUCGCCAGCUCCUUCACAGAGCUUGAUAGUGGAUUUUUGUAUUUUUCUUAUCUGCUUUCCUUUCAUGAUACAGACACAAAGUGGACGGACUCAUUCACAGGUCUUGGUAUUACGGCAAUAACUAAAUGGGGGGGGGGAAAAAUCCUUUUAUCUAAAAAUGUUUCCGGUAUUUUUGGGGGAUUGCUUCUGAGGCAUUGGAUGUAUGUGUUGGACUGCGAUGUAUCGUGCAGCAGCUCUUAGGUAUCCUGUUGACGCGCAAACAUCCCAGUGCUGCCCUCUACUAUAUAUGGACAGUUCGCUAAAGGACAUUACUGUUAAUGUUUUAGGGUUUCAUUUCUCUCAUUUUGUGUUCCUAAUGCUUUUCAAGUACCAGCUACUGCUCAUAAGGGAAAGAUAACUGCAGUCCAAUAGUGAAGGUGUUUUGUGACCUGAAAUAAAAUUUGAUGUAAUUUUAUAUUACGCAAUUUUAAACAUGAGAUGGGCUCAUUACAGAGUAAAAUUCUAACUGGUAAUUAAUUUUCUUUUCAUGAAGAAGAUCUCAUUAUUUCAAAUGGAUCUAAAAGGCCUGUCUUACCUGCUACUCCCCCAGCUGUAGAACUGAGGUACCACAACUCACAUCCGUGAUUUGUGCAAACAGGUUGAAGAACACUAAAGGUUAACUAGUUGCUCCUCAGAUGUAAAAUGUUAAACUAAUCCUGGUAUUAGUUUAGUUAUGUUGGCUCUCGUAUCCACUGCUCUACCUUGUUUUAGAGGGUUUUUAUCCUGACAGUUAAGCGGUUGCACUGUUGAAAUGCAGUAGAAGGAAGGACACAUUUAGCAAGCUGUUUUAUUUAAUAACUGGAUGUAAGAACAACCUGUCUGUUCCAGGAAUUGUGCUUCUGUAAUAACCCACUCAAUAUAAAUGAAUGGUUUUACUGUCUCUGUUCCUAGAAAGCAUCGUCAGUUUUAUUGUUUAAUGCUCAGCGAUUACAGUUUUCUUAUGACUUUGAAAGACCGUCCUUUCAAAAGUGUUUCGGUAAGCAUGUUCCUCAGAUUUACAUAAGAACACAAUUCGAUUAAAAACCAGCCCUAAAAAUAGUUUUUACUGGAGAUACUUGGGAAAUGUUCUUGUAUCCAAUUAGUUUAGCCCUCAUAAUCCAGAAAACAAUUCAAACAGUUGAUAACGUAACGUGGUUCAUCCAUAGAUUUGAAAUCUCACCUCUGUCUUGACCUGACUGAAUGUGAUCUACAGUGCGUGUCACUUCAUCUCCAGUUUAACCUUGAGCAUCUUCAAUGAAGAUGAUGAGCAGAGGGGCCACGCAGUGUUUCGUCCAAUGAUGACUUACAUUAUAUUAUCUUCAGGCCUCUGGGUGAGAGAAUCUGACUGAAAACACUGGACAGAAGAUGUUAGCUGGGUUGUAGAGGAUUGUAUUUAGACUGGUACUUCCAGACUGCCAGAUGUUUAGAUAAUGUGAAAGGACUUUGGGGCCCCAUCACUGACUUGUCUACUUUUUAUGAAGUUAAUAUAUAUUUAAAAUGUAUUAGGGGUAGAAAAUUGUAUGUAUGGGACCUACAUUUCAAAAGAAAAUCAAAGUAUUUACAAAGUUAUAAUCCUUAGUCUGAUGAUUCCUUGUGAAAAAUGGCAAGACAUCCUUCAACUUGCUGUUAGGUGUAAAGUAAAAGCUGCCAUUUUUUAAUUUCUUUAGUAUAGCAGCCAUGAUUAGUCAACAUUUUUCUUUCUUUUGCAUGUAUUUGUUGGAGGAUAUUGUAUACAAUUUGUUUUAGUAAAGAUAUAUUUUUUAAUUUAAGCCCCACUUCUUUUCUCAUUUCAGGGGUGAAUUGAAAUCAAUUUUGACUCAGUCUAUCAUACUGUAGUGAACGGAGUUUUAGGGCCUCAAGUCUUAAUAAAGCUGUUACACUUUUUAAA